This is a messenger RNA of Dioscorea cayenensis subsp. rotundata (Guinea yam), 3098 nucleotides long. RefSeq names its product pumilio homolog 12-like. Gene Ontology annotation, biological process: post-transcriptional regulation of gene expression. The record is from RefSeq and is a predicted model, not a curated record. Bases 1682 to 2785 code for a protein of 367 amino acids. Gene Ontology annotation, cellular component: cytoplasm. Gene Ontology annotation, molecular function: mRNA binding. Lineage: Eukaryota; Viridiplantae; Streptophyta; Magnoliopsida; Dioscoreales; Dioscoreaceae. The transcript has 6 exons.
UAGGACUCUUUGCUUAAUUGGAAACAGAGAGCAGCGAGGGUGAAACCUUAGGACUUCCCCUUUUUUGGAUCAUAGCCUCCUUCCUUUUCCUCUAUCUACUCUCCAUUUUCGUUCUUGAUGCCUCUUGAUCCUCCUUCUUGAUUGCUCUUUGAGGGAGUCAUCCAAAGGUCACGCCUUUUUGGAUGAUUUCGUUGAUGCCCUGAUUCCGUUCACCGCUGGAAGAUUCAUGUACCUGCAUUGAGUGGACAAGGCUCUGCUUUGUUGUUUGAAUCAACUACAAAGCUCUUUUUGCUUGAAACAUAGAAGGAGGAAGAGGAAUGGAGCAAGAAUACUGUGAAUUUGAGAUGCUUCUUGGUGAAAUCCCAGAUGCUACCUUGGUUAAUCUUCAACAAUCAGAUACUAGUGCUACUAACAAUUCGCUUAAGUUGGGAACUGUCCCUAAAGAGCAAGUUGAACAAAAAUCUCUGCGUUAUUUAAAAUACAUCAAUUCACACAGCUCUCCUCAGCAUUCAAAGAAUGGCAACAAGAGAACCUUAUUUGAUAGCUUGAGCUCAUCGAAAGGUUACUUUGAUCACACAGCUCCAAGCGAUGGAAAUGGCACAUGCGAUUAUUCAAACUUGCAGGAUACUUAUUCUUUGGCAUCAGCAUUUGGUGAAUUGAGCCUUAAGGAUGGCUCAAUGACAAAACCUGAUACUCUUACAUCAGUUAUGCAUGACAGCGCCUCCUCUUGUAAUCAAAACUUCAUGUCAGAUAAAGAGAAUGCCCUCCUUAAUAGGUUUAAGUUGGGGAUGAAUUGCGUGGGAAUGCCUCUUUCUUCAUCUCAUGUUGCGCAAGUUGGAGCUAUGGAAAUGCCCACUUCUUCAUCCCUGACUAUGCCAAAUGGAUGCCAUUUGUCUGAUCAUGAGGUGGAAGCAUACAGGACAUUGACUAGGAUAGAUGGGGUAGGAAAAUUCAGUGCAAAGAUGGAUAUUCAGGAUAGUUCAGAGUUCCUUAUGAAGAAAAGACCAGAGGAUUUGCCUGGUGGCUUUCAGGGACCACAACAAAAUCUUGCCAAUUAUCCUGGAACUAUGCCUUUGUAUUCUGAAAGUCAUGCCUUUGACUUGCUUUCAAGGGUCCCUUCCUCCAAGAUGGAGUUAGCAUCUCCUGCAAUUCAGCAGCAAUAUUAUAUGAAUGCGGAAUCUACAACACCUCACAAGUCAAGCCGGUUUAAUAUGGACUGGCAAAAUCCCGAAGGAUAUCAUGAUGCCCAUCAACAGAUUUUUUACCCACCAUACGUUCAAAAUCAAGGACUUCCAUUUCAUCAAAUUCCAAAUGGUGUAGUUUCAUGCAUCAGGUCCUCAACUGGGAACAACAUUCAACCGUACUUUAGGUAUCCAGGCCAUCAUAAAGGAUACAAUGACUUUGAAGUUUUACCAAUGGAUGACAGCCCUUAUCAAUUUUGCUCCCAGGACCUUUUUAGGGAUGAAAAUUGUUGUGGAGUUUUCUCAUUGUCAAAAGCUAACAUCCUCUGACAAUCUAGCAUAUUGUACUAAAGAUUUCCUUGGUUCUAGAUUUUUGGACAGGGCAAAGAUUUGUCCUGAAAAGAUUUUGACAAGAUCAGAUGGAAUGAACUCUCAGGGCAUCUCUUAGGUCCAGUUUUACUAGGAUUGAUCAAUCCCAGCCAAUUUCAGACAGCAGCUGGAUGUUGCAUUCUGAUGGCCACGCUGAGCACCCUAUCAAUGGGUAUUUUCAGUUGGACGGUCUGAACUACAGAAGUUCAUCACCUAAUAACUUUGAUUUUGUGAUUAGUCCAAAAUUAUUGCAAAUGAAAUACAAUUCUGUGGAUGAUAUUGUGGGGAAGGUUUACUCUAUGGCAAAGGAUCAGAUUGGCUGUCGUUUCCUACAGAAGAAAUUCACUGAAGGUGCUCCAGAAGACAUAGAGAAAAUUUUUGAUGAAAUUAAAAGUCACAUUGUUGAACUCAUGACUGACCCAUUUGGGAAUUAUCUUGUUCAAAAGCUUCUUGAAGUGUGUAAUGAGGAUCAAAGAAUGUGCAUACUCUGUACUGUUACCAGAAAGAUGGGUGAACUCUUUAGAAUUUCAUGUGACAUGCAUGGAACGCGGGCUGUACAGAGAGUAAUUGAGACAGUUCAAACUGCAGAACAAUAUUCAAUGAUCGUUUCAUCUCUCAAGCCUUUUGUUGUUGCACUGAUAAAAAAUGUAAAUGGUAAUCAUGUUGCACAGCGCUGCUUACAGCAUUUUCCAGUUGAAUACAGUGAGUUUGUCAUUGGUGCUGCAAUUGCUCAUUGUGUUGAGCUCGCAACCGACCGUCAAGGCUGCUGCGUUCUUCAAAAGUGUCUACAUCAUUCAGAUGGUGAUCAGAAGAACAGACUAAUGGCUGAGAUUGCUGCUAAUUCUCUUGCUCUUUCUCAAGACCAAUAUGGGAACUAUGUUGUGCAGUUUAUGCUCGAUCAGGAAGUUCCAUGGGUGACAUCUAAUAUUCUGUACCAACUUGAAGGUAGCUAUGCAGACUUAUCUAUGCAGAAAUGCAGUAGUAAUGUCGUCGAGAAAUGUGUUAGACUUGCUGGUGAAGAAAUGCGAAUUAGAAUUAUUCAGGAACUGAUGUGUAGUCCUCUAUUACCACAUAUCCUGCAAGACCCCUUUGGUAAUUAUGUUAUUCAAACUGUUCUCAAAGAAUGCAAGGGGGCUUUACGUGCCGCUGUAAUGGAAGCAAUCCGGCCCCAUUUUACAGAAUUGCGAAGUAGUCCAUUCGGGAAGAAAGUUCUUUCCACCAUCCUAAGAAAGUAACUUAUCAUGGAUCUCAUUUUGUCGAACUUAUCUGUUGUUCUCAGAGAUUUUGGUGGGGCAAAGAAGAAUGCUUUGGUGAAAUGAUUAGAAAUUCAAGUUUUUACAUGUUAAAUAGUUGCAUUCAGUUUUUGGAGAGCGAUGCAUUUUGUCUAGUAUGGAUGAACCAUUGAUUAACUUGGCUGUAUAUUACUUGUGCACAACUUUUAUGUUUGUAUUAACUGUAAAGUCAUGCAGCAAAAAGAGUAGUUUUAAGUGCAGUUAUGUAAUUUACCUCUGUUGUUCUUCCGUUCAAGUUUUUGUUGGUGUUUGCUCA